Myripristis murdjan (pinecone soldierfish) is the source of this 6696-nucleotide messenger RNA. Its product is annotated as myoferlin-like. The record is from RefSeq and is a predicted model, not a curated record. The transcript has 54 exons. NCBI's taxonomy places the organism in Eukaryota, Metazoa, Chordata, Actinopteri, Holocentriformes, Holocentridae. Gene Ontology annotation, cellular component: membrane. The coding region runs from base 90 to 6257 and encodes 2055 amino acids. Gene Ontology annotation, biological process: plasma membrane organization.
ACGGCAGCACAAAAAGGUUUAGUCCAGUCUUUCCAAGUUAGUGGAUUUUAUUUUAUUUUAUUUUAUUAUAGGCUACCUGAGCUUUAGCGAUGUUACGGGUUGUAGUAGAAUCCGCGAAAAAUCUUCCUAAGAAGAGAGUUGGAAGUCCCGAUCCAAUUACAUCUGUGAUUUUUAAAGAUGAAAAGAAGAAAACAAAAUCAAUCGACAGUGAGCUGAAUCCUGUGUGGAAUGAGGUGCUUGAAUUUGACUUAAAGGGCACUGCUCUGGACUCUGCCUCCUACAUAGACGUGAUUGUGAAAGACUAUGAAACUCUUGGGAAAGACAAAUUCCUUGGCUCAACCAAAAUCCCUUUGAGAGACCUUGCCACAGGUCAAGUGAGAUCACUGCCGUCCAAAAAUGUCCCUUUGGUCAAUGAAAGUGGUCAAAAUAUUGGAGCUACAAUCGACCUGGUGAUUGGUUAUGAUCCUCCACCAAAUGCCAUCAUGAACCCAAAUGACCCCCAAGGAGGAGAUGCUUCAGCGGAUGCAGCUGGUGGUGGCGAGGAGGGUGAUGAGAAUGUGAUGGACGGGGGGCAAAGUGGCCCCGCAGGAGGCUCGUCCUCCCCGGGCCAGUCUGUCAACCUCAACCAGCGGCUGGCCAGGAGGGCACGGACCCGCCACCCACUAGCCAACAAACCUCAGGACUUCCAGAUCCGGAUCCGCGUCAUUGAGGCACGUCAGUUGCCUGGCAACAACAUCAAACCGGUGGUGAAGGUGAACGUGUGCGGGCAGACCCACAGGACAAGGAUCAAGAGGGGGAACAACCCCUUCUUUGAUGAGAUGUUCUUCUACAAUGUACACAUGCUACCAUCUGACCUGUUUGAUCAAUACAUCAGCAUUCGAGUGUAUAAUUCCUAUUCUCUGAGGGCGGACAGUCUUAUGGGGGAAUUCAAGCUGGACGUUGGCUAUAUCUAUGACGAACCUGCCCACUGCAUCAUGAGGAAGUGGCUCCUGCUGAAUGACCCAGAUGACUCCAGCUUGGGGGCCAGGGGUUACCUCAAAGUCAGCCUCUUCCUGGUGGGGACGGGGGAUGAGCCACCGGUGGAGAAGCGGGAGCCUAAUGACGACCAGGACGACAUAGAGAGCAACCUGCUUCUACCAGCUGGUGUGACUCUGCGAUGGAUCACACUGUCACUCAAGGUGUUCAGGGCUGAGGACAUUCCCCAAAUGGACGAUGCAUUUGUCCAGUCAGUGAAAGAACUUUUUGGAAAAGAUGCAAACAAGAAGAACCUGGUGGAUCCCUUCUUAGAAGCUCGCUUUGCUGGCAAAAAGCUGUGCACACAGGUCAUUGAGAAGAACGCUAACCCUGAGUGGAACCAACUCCUGAACCUUCAAGUCAAGUUCCCCUCCAUGUGUGAGCGCAUCAAACUGACAAUCUUUGAUUGGGAUCGUUUGACCAGAAAUGAUGCGAUUGGCACCACAUACCUGAACCUGGCCAAGAUAGCUUCCUCUGGUGGAGAGGUAGAAGAGGAACAUGCGGGAAAUGGGGAUAUACCGUCAUAUGAAGCUAACACAGGAGAGUCUGAGGUGGGCUUCCUGCCUGCCUUUGGACCCUGUUACGUCAACUUGUACGGCAGCCCCAGAGAGUUCACCGGCCUGCCAGACCCCUAUGAGGAUCUCAAUUAUGGCAAGGGGGAGGGAGUUGCAUACAGAGGCAGGGUCCUUGUUGAGCUGUCCACUAAAGUAGAAGGCAAAGCAGACAAGACAGUAGACAGCAUCUCCAGUGAUGACAUCCUGGUGGCCCAGAAGUACCAGAGGAGGAGGAAGUAUUGCCUGUGUGCCGUCUUCCACAGUGCCAGCAUGAUACAGGAGCCUGGUGAGCCAAUCCAGUUUGAGGUCAGCAUCGGUAACUAUGGCAACAAACUGGACACCACCUGCAAGCCAUUGGCCUCCACCACCCAGUACAGCUGUGCUGUGUUUGAUGGUAACCACUACUACUACCUGCCCUGGGCUGAUACCAAGCCAGUGGUUGUAGUCACCUCGUUCUGGGAAGACAUCAGCCAUCGCCUGGACGCUGUAAACAUCAUCCUCUACAUCACUCAUCGCCUGCAAUCUAACCUGAAAGCAUUUAAAAACGCCAUUUGGGCUAAAGUCAAUGACAACCAGCUGGCAGAGGUGUGGAUAAAGCUGCUCAGUCAACUCAUUGAAGACCUAGAAAGUUUCCCAACACCAGAGCUGGACGGCCGACCCAACCUGACAGCCCUGGACAUCCAGAUCAAGAAACUGCGAGACAGCGCCAUGGCAACCAUCAUGGAAGGAGCCCGACGCAUGAGAGAGGAGGCCACAGAGAUCAGAGACACUCUAGCAGACAUUGAAGACUGGCUGGACAAACUGAAGCUUCUGGCUGAGGAGCCUCAGAACAGCAUGCCAGACGUCAUCAUCUGGAUGCUAAGAGGUGAGAAGAGGGUGGCGUACAGCCGCAUCCCGGCUCACCAGGUCCUGUUCUCCACAUACAGCGAGGAGGCCUGUGGACAGCACUGCGGCCGGACACAGACCAUCUUCAUGCAGUACCCCAUGGACAAGAGCAAGGGCUUGAAGGUGCCGGUGCAGAUUAGAGUCAACAUGUGGCUUGGCCUGUCUGCACAUGAGAAGAAGUUCAACUCCUUUUCUGAGGGAACGUUCAGUGUCUUUGCUGAGCUGUAUGAGAACCAGGCCCAGAUGUUUGGGAAGUGGGGGACCACCGGACUGGUGGGCCGCCACAAAUACUCAGAUGUGACGGGCAAGCUGAAGCUGAAACAGGAAUACUUCAUGCCACCCAGAGGAUGGGAGUGGGAGGGUGACUGGUUCAUUGACCCAGAGAGGGGUCUGUUGACGGAGGCAGAUGCGGGACACACUGAAUUUAUGGACGAGGUGUUCCAAAAUGAGACUCGCUUCCCUGGCAGAGAGUGGAAAGCUGCAUCUGAGCCCUUCACCGAUGUGAAUGGGGAGAAGAGCCAGAGCCCGGGAGAGUUUGACUGCCCUCCAGGUUGGAGCUGGGAGGACGAGUGGACCGUGGAUGACAACAGAGCUGUGGAUGAUCAAGGCUGGGAGUAUGGGGUGACCAUUCCUCCAGAUGACAAGCCUCGCUCCUGGGUUCCUGCAGAGAAGGUGUACCACGUUCACCGCAGGAGGAGGCUGGUCCGGCCUCGCAGGAGAGCUGCGCCCCCUGCUGGAACUGCUGUAGAGAGGCGGGACCAAGGUGAUCCAGAGGGCUGGGAGUUCUCCUCACUGAUUGGUUGGAAGUUUCAUAGGAAGGAGCGCUCAUCGGACACGUUCCGUCGGAGGCGCUGGAGGAAGAAGAUGGCACCGGAAGACCGCCUCGGAGCAGCUGCCAUCUUCCAGUUGGAGGGGGCGCUGGGCGUUGACACAGAGGAGAAGGAGAAAGACUCCAAGGCUGACGCCACCAAGCUGUUUGGUGCCAACACACCCACUGUGUCCUGCUCUUUUGACAGGUCAUAUAUGUACCAUCUCCGUGUCUACAUCUAUCAGGCAAGGAACCUGGUGUCCAUGGACAAAGACAGCUUUUCUGAUCCAUACGCACACGUGUCCUUCCUGCAUGUCAGUAAGACGACAGAGAGGCUGCGAGCGACACUCAAUCCAACCUGGGACCAAACUCUGAUUUUCAAUGAUGUGGAGAUUUACGGAGACCCCCAAAACCUUGCUCACCAGCCCCCUGAUGUUGUACUGGAGUUCUACGACAGUGACCAAGUGGGCAAGGAUGAGCUGCUAGGCCGGACUGUUUGUGUCCCUCUGGUGAAACUGAACCCGGGCAUGGACCAGAUACCCAAACUGCUGUGGCACCCAAUCACCCAGAAAGGCCAAAGAGCAGGAGAGGCACUGGUGGCUGCUGAACUCAUCCUCAAAGACAAGUCGACUGAGUCAGAUCUUCCCCUGGUUCCUCCAAAGAGAGCAGAGAACCUCUACAUGGUCCCGCAGGGCAUACGGCCUGUGGUGCAGCUCACCGCUGUGGAGAUCUUGGCAUGGGGUCUUCGGAACAUGAAGCCCUUCCAGCUGGCCACGGUGUCUUCGCCCAGCCUGGUGGUGGAGUGUGGGGGGCAGAGGGUGGAGUCGGCUGUCAUCAAGAACAUGAAGAAGAGCCCCAACUUCCCCAGCUCUGUGCUCUUUAUCAAAGUGCUCCUUCCCAAAGACGAGAUGUACACGCCACCCAUUGUCCUGAAGGUGAUCGACCACCGCCCGUUCGGCAGGAAGCCCGUUGUGGGUCAGUGCACCAUCACUUCCCUGGAGCAGUUCAGAUGCGACCCAUAUGUCAUCACCGCAGAGGGAGCCAUGGCUUCCAAAAUGGCUCUGAUGAUGGCUUCUCCAUCAAAGCACAUCUCAAUCGACAUGGGGGAGAAAACACCGCUCCUGGAAGCUCAGCUGGCAGAGAAGGAGAAAGAGACGGUGGACUGGUGGAGUAAAUUCUACGCUUCCAUCGGAGAUCAGGAGAAAUGUGGGCCUUACCUCAAGAAAGGAUAUGACACCCUGACAGUGUAUGACAGUGAACUGGAGAAUAUCCCAGAAUUCCACGGGCUGACAGAUUUCUGCAACACCUUCAAACUGCAGCGAGGCAAGAAUGAGAACGGGGACGAUGACCCCACAGUGGUCGGAGAGUUCAAGGGUUCAUUCAAGGUGUACCCUUUGCCGGAUGACCCGGGCAUCACCCCUCCUCCCCGUCAGUUCAGAGAGCUACCGGAGAGCGGGCCGCAGGAGUGUCUGGUCAGGAUUUAUGUGGUCAGAGCUAUAGACCUGCAGCCCAAAGACAACAACGGCAUGUGUGAUCCAUACAUAAAGAUAUCACUGGGAAAGAAAACAAUUGAAGACAGAGACAAUUACAGACCCAAUACCAUCAACCCUGUGUUUGGAAGGAUGUUUGAGAUGACCUGCUUCCUGCCCCAGGACAAGGACCUGAAGAUCUCCGUCUACGAUUACGAUCUUCUGAGUCGUGACGAAAAGGUUGGCGAGACGGUAAUCGACCUGGAGAACCGCUUCUUGUCCCGAUACAACUCCUACUGCGGCGUGCCACAAUCCUACUGCAUUUCUGGUGUCAACCAGUGGCGGGACCAACUGAAGCCGUCUCAGAUCCUGGAGAACCUGGCCCGUCUGAAAGGCGUGUCCAAACCUAGGACCGAGGACAAUGGCACCACACUCACCUUCAACGGCAAAACCCACACACUGGCUGAGUUCGAGGGCAACAAGGAGAUCCAUCAACACUUGGGUCCGACCAGGGAACGGAUCUGUCUGCACGUGCUCAGAACACAGGGACUGAUCCCGGAGCAUGUCGAGACCAGGACCCUUUACAGCAGCUUCCAGCCCACGCUCUCACAGGGACAGCUUCAGAUGUGGGUGGAUGUCUUCCCCAAAAACAUUGGUGUUCCUGGACCUCCCUUUGACAUCACACCACGCAAGGCUAAGAAGUAUUUCCUGCGUGCUGUCAUCUGGAACACCACUGACGUGACUCUGGAUGAGACCAGCAUCACCGGAGAACACAUGAGUGACAUCUAUGUCAAAGGCUGGAUGCCAGGUAUGGAGGAGAACAAGCAGAAGACUGAUGUGCACUACAGGUCUCUGGACGGAGACGGAAACUUCAACUGGAGGUUCAUCUUUGACUUUGACUACCUGCCCGCCGAACAGCUCUGUUUGGUGUCGAAGAAGGAGCAUUUCUGGAGUCUGGACAAAACAGAGUUCAGGAUACCUCCCAAACUGAUUGUCCAAAUAUGGGAUAAUGACAAGUUCUCAUUGGACGAUUACUUAGGUACCCUGGAGCUGGAUCUGCGUAACCUGAUCCCUCCGGCCAAGACGCCAGAGAAGUGCACCCUGGAAAUGAUGGAAGCUCUUGAUGCAGGAGCACCACACAAGUCAGAGCACGCCAAGUCUCUGUUCGCUCAGCAGUCUGUCAGAGGCUGGUGGCCCUGCUCCAUUGAACAAGAUGGGAAGAAGGUCCUUGGUGGGAAGGUGGAGAUGACACUGGAGAUUGUAAGUGAAACUGAUGCGGAUCAGAAACCUGCAGGGAAAGGCAGAGAUGAACCAAACAUGAACCCAAAACUGGACCCUCCCAACCGUCCAGACACCUCCUUCUUUUGGUUCACCAAUCCCUGUAAGACCAUGAAGUUCAUUGUGUGGCGAAGGUUCAGGUGCCUCUUCAUUGGACUCCUCAUUCUGUUCAUAGUGCUCCUCUUCGUUGCCAUCCUGUUGUACUCAUUACCGAACUACAUCUCAAUGAAGAUAGUGAAGCCACUAUGAUUAUGAAAACACCACAAUGAGGAGGAGAAAUGGAACCAAGGGCAACUUACAACAGGAAACACACACAAACUGGACGACUACUGCUCAACCACAUUACUAACAUUUUUUUACUGCUUGUAUUUUUGAAUAAGGCCUAACUGACCAGGGGAGAGUGAACCCCACUCUCUUAAUUGCACCUUUUUGCUACAUCCGCAUGCUACAUAUUGUACACUCUUCCUACACAACUGGACUGUGAUGGACAUGCGAGAAGAGCAAUAAAAUACCAACUGUAUGUCUGUGAUUUGCCCUUGGAAACCUCUGUGGGUAUCACAGUUAUACAGUAUAUCCCUAUUCACUACCCGUUAAGGUAGUAACUAUGUUUUUAAAAAAAGAGCUUAUCUUUUGUAAGUUACUUUUCACAGAUAUUUUAAAUGGAACUUAUUAAACUGCAUUCAAAAGA